Folsomia candida is the source of this 2971-nucleotide messenger RNA. RefSeq names its product lipase maturation factor 2. The record is from RefSeq and is a predicted model, not a curated record. Gene Ontology annotation, biological process: protein maturation. Lineage: Eukaryota; Metazoa; Arthropoda; Collembola; Entomobryomorpha; Isotomidae. Gene Ontology annotation, cellular component: endoplasmic reticulum membrane. The transcript is spliced from 14 exons. Bases 235 to 2301 code for a protein of 688 amino acids.
AGAUAAGCCCUUAUCUUUCAAGAAGCUAAGAUUUCCCAUGGAUUUCCCGUAUCUUUUGCAUGUAAUUCAGAUUGCAUUGCAAGUUUCGUUUACGGCCCUGUCCACCCGUGCAUUUCAGUUGUGCUGCAUGGUGGUGGCAGAGUUGUCCGUUGUAAAAUCACAUCCCGGCUGGUCAAGUCAAAUAAUUCUGUCAUCUUCUCUCCAAUUUGGUUAUCUACAAAGCUUGUUGUUAACAUGGGCAAAUCCAAGGAUAAGGAGAUCUUCUCCAAUAAAGGAAAGGUCAAAAUGGUCUCGGUUAAAUCCGUGCGGAAAGAACAACCACGGAAGGAUGGAGAGGGAGGUGACGCGGAUCGGACCGUAAAUGACGACGAGUACGGCUACAGGAUGAAGGAAGUUCGAAAUUUGUUUCUCCAAGGCCUUAGCGCUGUCUACUUUAUCGCGUUCAUCUCCGUCUAUCUCCAGGCUGAUGGUUUGUACGGCACCAAUGGGAUCACUCCCAUCAAGGCCGAACUAAAGUUGACCUCUCGAAAUCCGCAACAAUGCAUCAAGGACAAAUUCACUCUGCUCUGUCUCGUUCCCAACUUUUUUGGCAUUGAUACCCAACAUGCUCUUGAUCUCGUCGCCCUGAUUGGAACUAUUAUCGCUUGUGUGGCAACGAUGUGCGCCCAUGUUUGCACGAUUCCAACGAUGAUCAUCAUGUGGGGCUGCUACUUUUCCAUCUACCAAGUGGGCGGAGUUUUCCUCUGGUUCCAAUGGGAUACUUUGCUCUUGGAGGCUGGAAUUCUUGGAAUCUUGGCUGCUCCGUGGCUCCCAACCAGCGGUGGAAUGGGGAACAAGCCGCGCGACCUGACGACAAUGUGGAUGGUAAAAUGGCUCCUCUUCCGCCUCAUGUUUGCAUCCGGAGUGGUCAAACUCCAAAGUGGCUGCCCGACAUGGUGGGGUCUCACGGCGCUGAACUACCACUUUGAAAGCCAAUGUCUCCCCACUCCGCUGGCCUACUUUACUCACCACCUCCCCAGCUGGGUUCUCCACCUCCUGGUCGUAGGAACAUAUUACGUCGAGAUCGCCGUUCCUUUCGCCUUCUUCGCCCCAUUCAAGAGCGUCAAACGGUUCGCCUUCUGGACUCAGAUCAUUUUCCAACUUUCUAUCAUCUUGACCGGAAACUACACCUACUUCAACGUUCUGACCAUCGUGCUCUGCUUCUCCCUUUUGGAUGCAGACUUUUUCGGCUACAAAUCCUCCAACUCUUCUGGAUUCUCGGCAUCUCGAAUCUUCUCUAAAACCUUCUCCUAUACAUUCAUCGGAUUCUCGUUGUUCUACACUGGCAAGUUUUUCGGUCUCGGACUGAACCCGGAUAAUACGAUAUCAUCAAAGAUAACCUUCAGCCGGAUCGAGUUUGAUUGGUUCGUUUCGAUUACGGUACCCUACGCCGCGAUGAUGGGACUCUUGACCUUGGGCUCGACCGUGUCUCAAACCCUCAUCAUUUCUCUGUUUGACAAGCAGGGAGCCUGGAAUAAGUUGACGUCAUUCGUCUCCUCCCUCUUCUACGGAGCAUUGUGCUUUGGGCUCUUCAGCAUCACGCUGGUACCAUUCACAUCGCUUCACACAGAAACGAAUAGGUCGCUGUACCCCGUGAUGCGCGACUUGCACGCGUCCCUUGCCAAAUACCACGUGGCCAACUCAUACGGCCUCUUCCGCAAGAUGACCGGCGUGACGAGUGGACGACCAGAGGUAGUUUUGGAAUACGCGGACGACCUCAACGGACCGUGGAAGGAGUACGAGUUUCUCUACAAGCCGGGAAAUGUCUCCGCUGCGCCACUCUUUGUUGCGCCCCACCAACCAAGAUUGGAUUGGCAAAUGUGGUUCGCUUCCCUGUCGACGUAUCACGAUAAUCCGUGGUUGGUCUCGUUGACCUAUCGACUCCUCCAAGGAGAAAAGAGCGUCAUAAAACUCCUCGACGUGUCUAAAGCUCCGAAAACCGUGCCGAAAUAUAUUCGGGCAUCGGCGUACCAUUAUACAUUCACAAAACCAUCUAGCGGGCCAGGAGGUGACUGGUGGACAAGGAAGAGAGACAAGGAAUACAUGCCCAUCUUCUCCAAGGACCACGCCCCACUCGUCGAUUUCAUCAAGAAUCUCGGCUACUUGGACAAAGACGUACAGACACCGAAAGAGUCGCAAUUCAUCACGGAAAUGUUGGACAGCAUCCGCACCUUGACGGAAGUCGGACGGCCGGAAUUCAUCGUCUGGGGCGCGAUCGCCUCCCUCUUAGCGAUCAUCUUCUCAGCCAAGAUGUUCAAGUAAUGCGCGAUACCCUAGACCAAAAGCGCAAGGAAAUUGUAAUUGGUGUCCAAAAAAGUCAGGAGAGCGAGCUUGAAUUCAAACAAGUACACAACAAGAUUCUGCAGCAAAUUUCAACAUUAAUUAUGAUCUAAUUUGUUACUUAAUUACUUAAAUUACUCGUUACUUAAUUACACAAAAGAUACACAAUUUAAUUUAAAAUACCACAUUUCGUAAAAGUUACCUCGUCUUGUGCAAACUUGAUUAUUCUAAUUGUUAUUACAAAUCUUGAUAACGUACACAGGUUUACAUUUACACAUCUAAUUUAUUCCCGAGUGUUAAAAUAAUUACUUAAUUGUAUUGUGACUGAAUUAUUUAGUUAAAAAAUAUGUGAAACCUUAUUUAAUGUUUUUGGUAGAUCUGAGGGACGAUACGACUGAUGAUGAUAAUUAUGGUUUUGUUAAGUUUUUACACAAACUUGCAAUUUUGCUGUGUUCUCUUUUUGUGAAUCUCGGAUUAGUGAUUAUCAUGAUUUUGUGUGUGUAAUUCUCCUUUCAAAUUGUAAUCUACGAUAAAAAGAUAUGAGUAAAAUUAUCUAGAUUUCUCGCCCUUGCUGGAACUGUCUGGACAAAAAUUUGCUAAAAUUAUAACUUUAGUAAUAAAACGACAACGAGUUAGUCAAAAUUUUCUAAGA